Molecule: messenger RNA, 1598 nt
Organism: Fusarium venenatum
Lineage: Eukaryota; Fungi; Ascomycota; Sordariomycetes; Hypocreales; Nectriaceae
Source: RefSeq, a predicted model, not a curated record
UAUUCCAGAAGGAACGUCCUCAGCCCACUUCCCAACAUAUUGAUCAUAGCAUACUGACAGGCAAGGUUUCCCUUCGACUUGCUGGAACUGGAGAAGACUCGGGACCCCCUGGUGAUAUGGUUAGCAUCAACAAACAAGCCAAUCGACUGUGCAUCUGCGUUCCUGGCAGAUCUCAAGCAAUUCUUGUGCAAUUCGAGAAGACAAGAGACUUCAGUGUUACUGUUUGCCUGCUGCAGAAGGCCGGCUUCCAUGUCAGCGAUGCGUUACCGACGAUUCUUCUCACGAAUCUACCAACGCAUGGUACCACAUCGAACUAUGGCCCACUACUGUCAUCCAUCACACCUCCAUCUCUCUUACCGAUGAAUGCCUCAGGGGGCCCAGAAACUCAACAUGGCUUGUCGUUCGCUGCAAUGCUAACUGCCCCUUUCCAACCUUUCCAGCCAUCGACUACCCCCAACCCGUGGGUCUCACAUACGCAGAGAUAUGUGUCGGUUCCAGUUCAAUCGUAUCCUUUCACUAAUCAGGUAGUGAAUGCACCACCACUUGCGGCACAGUUAAACCCAUACAGCAUGUUCCUUGGAGGAGGAAACGCAUACUCACACGUAGCUCGCACGAGCUCACCUAUUGGGCAUUCCUUCGUUCCCAACCCACACUCGACUCACUGGCAUGACAAUAAUAUUGGGACAAUUUUGAAUUUCAACGCACCAGCUCCAGGCUUAGGCUUACAUGAGACCGUUGUGCAUGCGAAUUUGGGACCAAACAACCUCGGAAACUCUAAGAAUAACGAUGUUGGAAGUUACAUGGCUAAUGGACUGAUGCGGAAUGAAACAACUGAUGAACCAGGGCACUAUCUGUCGCCUCAAAACAAACCACAAGAAUAUCGGGAUCUGAUGCCUCAACCAAGAACACUGCCUUUUGAGUCGAGUAAGAAGGGUUACAAAGCAGGCGGAAGAUCCAAACCACAAGAGACAAAGCAAUUAGAAGCUGUCAAAGCUCGCAAGCUAAGAAAAACAGGCACGGCAACUCAAUCUAUUGCAGGUACAACGGCCGAAAGUCCGAAGAAAGUUCAGGCUACAAAAAUUGCUCGCAAGAGAGCAAACGUUGAGCAACGUCAACCAAAUGAGGGAGACGCAACACCGGGAAAGAAUAUCGUUCAGUUGGUUUCAAACCACAAACGGGCAGACAACACUUCAACCUCUACUUCUGAGCUUACGAUUCCCUCCAAGAAGUUUAAGCAAGAUACAUACGAAGACGCUCAAUGUCAAACAGAUAUGCAAUCAGAACCAAAUGGCGCGGUUGGCUCUCUGGAAACUGCAGACUUUGCAGAACAAUCUUCAACGCCUGACAGCUCGCCAUUAGUUGUUGUUACUGAUCCUGAUACAUUGAAAGACUUACACGAGGCAACUGCAACGCUCUUUGAAGAGUACGAAAAAGGGGUUGAGCAUUGCGGGGACGAGGUGCGACACGCAGAGCUAUACUUGCAUCAGAUCUGGGAGAAGAGGAGGGACUUCUGGCUAAGACGACUUCGGGACAACACAGAUGUACAGUGGCACAGCCAGGCAGACGAAUCCAUUACUUCACUAGACAGUGCUGCUUAA